Messenger RNA from Necator americanus (New World hookworm), 243 nucleotides. RefSeq lists its product as uncharacterized. Bases 1 to 243 code for a protein of 80 amino acids. The transcript has 2 exons. The record is from RefSeq and is a predicted model, not a curated record. Lineage: Eukaryota; Metazoa; Nematoda; Chromadorea; Rhabditida; Ancylostomatidae.
AUGCAGAGCUCCGCUGUUGGCUUGGUAGCUUUUGUUCUUUCUAGUUAUUUCCCUGCGGCGAAGACGAAGACAAAACUAAAGCGAGGGUUGUGGUGGCAUAUCCACCAAACUCGAUGGAGUCGUUGGACAAUCAAGAAGCCAACUUGCGAAUUUUCCCAAAUUUUCUGCUUUGAUGUGGAGGCACACCUAGUACAAAAACACUACGGUGCAAUUCUGUAUUAUGGAAAAAUAAAAUUUUGUUGA